AACAGUACAGAUGCACGACACACUAAAGCAUGCAAACACACUUCUCAAUUCUUAAAACAGUCAGACUACCUACUAAUAAAUCGAUAGCCUUUUGUAUUGAAGAUUCAAUUUCAUCAGAGAAAUAAUCAUGGAUAAUAUCAAGCUGAAACAGAGUGUCUAUUUCUACUCUCUCUACCCUCCAGUUGCUUUGGGUGUAAUUUCUCUAAUUGCCUGCUAUAUCAUACUUGCCCUGUACCUAGUCUGCUGUCGUCAUGUCCACAAGAGCUCUAAACACGUACCAGGAAUCAUCAACUGUCUAAUUAAGAUAACCUUCCGAGGAAGUUUCACAAAGAAUCAAAAUAAUGAAGAGAAGAGCGAACUUCGAUUGUUCGGCUACCAAGUACCAGCUGGGCUUAUAAACUCGUUGGGACUAAUUUCAAUGAUUGUGUGGGUAGGAGUAGCGGCAGCAUUCUGGAUUGUACUAAUUGGGCAAAAUCAGAGCAUUUUGCAUCCUGAAAACUGCGACAACAAAUCUUCGACAGUUAUAGUGGAUUGCGAGCCCAUCUCAUACAAUAAAGUGUCUCUGGACUACGUGAGAGCUCUCGGAGCCGCUGGGGGUCUGCUAGUACUAACCACCGUCAUACUGCAAGGUCAAACUAUCGUACUAAUGUGGAUGAUGAAAAAAAGUCAAACUAAGAAUCGCCAAAUUCGACGUUGCUGGAAACUUGCUCUAGUAAUGGUAGUGUCUGUGCCUCUAGGGAUCGAGGUGUUACUGCUUUCAGGCGCUUCUAUUGGCAUGAUUUUCUUUGAACUGUACAAUAGUAUACAGCAUUGGAUACAGUUUGGAUCUUUCGUGAUCGCUGUAUUUCAGUCAACUUAUUUCUCAAGUAUCACCGUCUACUUUACAUGGAAAAGGAGAACGGCUCUUCCCAGGGUCAGCGAUAUCGAGCAGGGGAUGGAGUUGCCAUCGGUGAUGAGAGGUACGAUGGCUGGUAGCAAUGGUGACGGCAGGUUUGGGACGAGUGAUAAUUUGACUAGUCCUUUAAUGAGCUGAAACAGUAAAUUAAGAUGAAUAUUAUUCACACACUAUUCACUGUUCGACAUGUAUUAAACAAGCUACGGUGGCCCUGAGCGCAAGUUAUACUGUAGCUAAGGUAGUUGAACUAUCAAGUAGCUAAGGUGAACUACUAGUAUAGCGCUCAG
Messenger RNA from Halichondria panicea, 1182 nucleotides. RefSeq lists its product as uncharacterized. The transcript has a single exon. Bases 128 to 1033 code for a protein of 301 amino acids. The record is from RefSeq and is a predicted model, not a curated record. Lineage: Eukaryota; Metazoa; Porifera; Demospongiae; Suberitida; Halichondriidae.